Messenger RNA from Heterotrigona itama, 2138 nucleotides. Lineage: Eukaryota; Metazoa; Arthropoda; Insecta; Hymenoptera; Apidae. The record is from the annotation of a GenBank genome assembly.
GCGAAUUAUGACGCCAUGAGGCAUGCUAUUAAUAACCGACGCAUGCGCAGAAAAUUACCUAGUGUAUCCGUCAUUCAUGCAAGUCGAUUUCGUUGGUUCUGUGUGUUGAGCUUAGUAAAAGAACAUGGUGAUGGUGAUAUGAAACAAGUCUAUUAGCAAUACCACGCUCUACACAUAUAUACUUUCGCGAAGUAACGAUGAUAUUUGGUCACGAUCUCCCUACGUAAAACUCAAAAAGUAUCAUUUGAAUGAUUAAUUAAAAGAUGCUGACCAAAUAAUAUUUAAAAAGAAAAAUUAAUUGAUCAAGCUGACUGCUAUCGCUAAAUAAAUACUAUGGGGGCACUUUUGGACACUCCAAAAACAGAUAAAUACAAUGAACAUGGCUCUGGCAAUGGAUUACAUUAUGGUGUUGCCAGCAUGCAAGGUUGGAGAAUGGAAAUGGAAGAUGCUCAUAGAGCAAUAACUGGUUUAAAUGGUGGUCUAUCAGACUGGAGUUACUUUGCAGUAUUUGAUGGUCAUGCUGGAGCAUUAGUAUCAGCUCAUAGUGCGGAACACUUAUUAGAACGUAUCAUGCAAACGGAAGAGUUUAAAGCUGAAGAUGUACCCAAAGGAAUUCAUUCUGGAUUUCUUAGACUUGAUAAUGAAAUGAGAGAAUUACCAGAAAUGAAUUCUGGCACAGAAAAAUCUGGUUCUACAGUUGUUUGUGCAUUUAUAUCUCCCAAAAACAUAUAUAUUGCCAACUGUGGUGAUUCUCGAGCUGUACUUUGUCGAGCAGGAGAUCCAGUUUUCUCAACACGAGAUCAUAAGCCUGUUUUACCUGCUGAAAAAGAACGAAUCCAAAAUGCUGGUGGUAGUGUAAUGAUUCAAAGAGUUAAUGGAGCUUUAGCUGUGUCUCGUGCAUUGGGAGAUUAUGAGUACAAAAAUUUGAGAGAUCGAGGCCCCUGUGAACAGUUAGUGUCUCCAGAACCAGAAAUAUAUGUUCGAGAUAGAGACGAUGAACACGAUGAAUUUCUAGUUUUAGCAUGUGAUGGUAUUUGGGAUGUAAUGAACAACGAAGAUCUAUGUAAUUUUAUACAUUCAAGGCUGCUGCUUACAGAUGACCUAGAAGCAGUUACGAACCAGGUUAUAGACACCUGUCUGUAUAAGGGUAGCAGAGAUAAUAUGAGUAUAGUUUUGGUGACAUUUCCUGCUGCUCCAAAACCAAAUCCAGAAGCACAGAAAAAAGAAGCUGAGCUCGAAAUGGCCAUUGAAAGGAGAAUUAAAGAAAUAGUUGCUGAGCAAGAGGACAAAAAUGAAUUUGAUUUUUUGAAACUAUUACAACUUCUUGUGGACCAAGAAUUUCCUAAUCUUCCUCCUGGUGGUGGUCUUUCAGCUAAGUACGUAUAUUUUUGAAUUAUUAACUUUUAUUUUAUCAUACUUUCUUUUAAUUGGUUAUAAAAAAAUUAUAUUAAGGUUAGUGUUUCUAAGAUUGAAAGGAAUAUAGGAAUGUUAUAUUUGGCUUACUUCCAAACUUGAAUUUCUCUUUUAGUAUUUGCUACUUUAGAAUUUAAUCGUAAUUAUCAAGACAGAAUUAUUUACGGAGUUUAUAAAAUUUUAUUAAAACAUUAAUAAUUGAAACAAUAACUUAAAACUAAAGUAACUUAAAAAUUUUUUUUUUUUAGACAACCUUUCAUUGAACAAGUGUUUCGAGAAGUAUGUCCCAGCCGAGCGGAUAGUGUAAGUCUUGGAUACGAUUUCGCUUUGAUAUAACUAACCUUUGACUUUUUUGUAUACUGCAUCAAAUGUACAAUUGUAAUCAUUAGACAUGUUCCAUAAUCAUAUAACGAUGCAGAUGCUAUCGGAAAUAUCUUUAUUUUAUUGAUCUCUUCUUAUGUAAAAAGAGAUUCAUUUUUAACUUGCAAGAGAAGUACACUGAUAUAUUAUAAAGUAAAUCUUACCUAAACUAAGUCUGCUACUAAACAUGUGCAGAUCUUACAUUCUUGCAGUGCGUUAUUGUUGGUAAAAAUAAAUUAGAGUUUAAAACUACAUUUAAAAAUCCUGAACUAUUAUACAUUCACCCAUUCAAAAAAAUAAAUACACAAUUAAUUUUUCAAAUUUAUAAAUAAUUUUAGAUAUCCAAUGAUAAUGAGAAAUGUUGA